UCUAAUUUCACCCACCGGCUUCAACCGCACCCUUUGAAUUUUUCUCCAUUCUGGCCCUCUUCUUCAAUCAGCUCUAUCCCUCUCUGGUUUGAGGAGAGAGAGAGAGAAGAGAGAGAGAGAGAGAGAGAGAGAGAGAGCAGAUGUGUCCUUUGCGACUGAUCCUCAUAUUUCUGUCGGCGAGUCUUGCCGGAUUCUUCCUCGUCAGAAACCUCAAAUCUCCCUCCCAGCAGCUCGACGACGCCAAUGGCGACGACGGCGACGCCAAUGGCGACGACGGCGACGCCAUCGCCGACGAUUCCGCCUCCAGAUUUUCGAAGGUGGGAAUGGCGAUGAAGUCUGGAUUCUGGACAUGCGUUGACAUGGCAAGUGGUCGCUACCUCUGGAAGCACCUCUCUUCUUCUUCUGCAAAGCGAUCCUCCUGAUUCUUCUCUCCUUCUGUGUGUUUUGUCUUGUAACUGUAGUUGCUUGUAUUGAAAAAACAAACACAGAUUGCAUAGUGUGUACAAUAAUGUAGAUCAUGUUGUUCAUCACUGAAUUUCAAUAAAAAUCUGCUUCACGAUCUCCAA
Molecule: messenger RNA, 566 nt
Organism: Tarenaya hassleriana
Lineage: Eukaryota; Viridiplantae; Streptophyta; Magnoliopsida; Brassicales; Cleomaceae
Exons: 2
Coding region: 141-422 (93 amino acids)
Source: RefSeq, a predicted model, not a curated record